AUGGACGGCCCGGUCCGCAGGAAGCGGCGGUCCCGGUCGCAGCGGGACCGGGCGCGGCGUUCCCGGGGCAACGGGCAGGCCCCGGGGGGCUCCGGCCGGGCCUCCUCCUCCUCCUCCUCCUCCCCCUCUCCCUCCUCCUCCUCCUCGUCGUCGUCCUCUCCGUCCUCUCCGUCCUCCCCGGACAAUGGGCAGCCCCCGGCCCGGCCCCGCCCCCGGGCCCCGCGCAGGAAGCGGCGGGACUCCACCUCGCCCGAAGAGGACAUCAUUGACGGCUUCGCCAUGGCCGGCUUCGUCACUCUGGAAGCCCUGGAGAGGGACUCAUCGCUGAAGUCUCCUCGGGAGCUGGGGGAGAAGCCCCAGAAUCCCUUGGCCAAGAAGAAGCGGGAGGCCCAGGCCCUCAGCGUCGGCAUCGGCAUCGGGCCGGCCUAUCACCCAGGGAAGACUCUGCAGUCACUGCGGCCCCGUGGCUCGGACCGGGAGAACAGCCGUGGCCUCUGCCGGCGGCCCGGGAAGAGGAGAAGGAGGAGGCCCCCGAGGGGGCUGAGACAGGUCCAGCCAGGCAUGGUGUCCGGCCGCGGCCGGGGUGACAGCGACAGUGGUGGAGACAGCGGGGACUCCAGGGGCUUCAGUCCUAGCAGCAGCUCCCGUGAAGGACUCGGCGGUGAUGACGAUGAUGAGGAUAGCCCGGCACCUUCCAGCCUGGGGACUGGCUACUUUUGCGACAGUGACAGCGACCAGGAAGAGAAGGCAUCGGAUGCUGGCUCCGAGAGGCUAUUCAGCACCGUCAUAAGCAAAGAUCGAGAGCCUGGCCCCGGCCCGCCCUCCGGCAGUGAGCGCCUGGACGUCAGGGGGGCGGGAGUCCCAAAGGUUUCGGGCCUAGCCAGGAGCCAAGAAAGAAGUCAGGACCAGGAGCUGAUCUUGGAGCCCUCUGCCCCCCGAGACUCCCGCCCCCCUGCCGCACCUCCCCCGCUGCCCCAGACCCCGCCCGAACCGCCUGCCCCCAGCCCCAUUCCGUUACCACUGCGCCUAGAGGCCCCUCCAGCAGUGCCCCCAGGCUCCCUCCUGGAACCACAGCCCCCGAGGCCCCAGCCUCAGCCUCCCCUCAUCCAGGCAGGCCCUCCAAGCCUGCCCCCCGCCGCUCCACCUCCCCCAGCCCCCCAAGUCCUCCCCCAGCCACUGACGGCCUACAAAAGCAGCAGCCUCAGCAGCUUAAGCAGCAGCAGCAGCAGCAGCAGUAGCCGGAGCAGAAACAGCCCCCCGGCCAAGGCCCAGCCGCCGCCGCCGCCGCCGCACCUGGCUCACCACACACCUGUCUCCUCCUACCCCCUCGCCCUGCACAGCCUGGCCCCCACCCUCCAGCCUCCCACCCACCACCCCACCAUGUUUGCCCCAUCCACCGCCCUGCCCCCGCCACCCCCACUCACCUCUGGGCCCCUGCAAGUCGCCGGGCACCCUGCGGGAGCCUCCUAUUCAGAGCAAGACCUCUUGCGCCAGGAGCUGAACAGUCGCUUCCUGGCAUCGCAGAGCACGGAGCGCGGGGCCUCCCUGGGGCCCCCGCCCUACCUGCGGACGGAGUUCCACCAGCACCAGCACCAGCACCAGCACCAGCACCAGCACACCCACCAACACCAGCACCAGCACACCCACCAGCACACCUUCACCCCCUUCCCCCACGCCAUCCCACCCUCCGCCCUCCUGCCCGCGCCACCACCGCCCACGUUUGAUAAAUACCCAACGAAAGUCGAUCCCUUCUAUCGGCACAGCCACAGCCUGUUCCACUGCUACCCUCCAGCUGUGUCGGGGAUGGGCCCAAUGGUUCCACCGACCGGACCCUUCGGCUCGCUGCAAGGAGCUUUUCAACCCAAGACGUCCAGCCCCAUUGACGUGGCUGCCCGGCCUGGCACCGUCCCACAUACCCUUCUGCAGAAGGACCCGAGGUUGACAGACCCGUUCCGGCCACUCCUGAGGAAACCGGGCAAGUGGUGCGCAAUGCACGUCCAUAUCGCCUGGCAGAUCUACCACCACCAACAAAAGGUCAAGAAGCAGCUGCAGUCGGAUCCGCACAAGCUGGACUUUGGUCUGAAGCCGGAGUUCCUGAGCCGUCCACCAGGACCUAGCCUCUUUGGCGCUAUCCAUCACCCCCAUGACCUCGCUCGACCCUCCACCCUCUUUUCUGCCGCUGAUGUGGCCACGUUAGCCGCUGGGUCAGGAAGAGCCCUGAGUGACAUCACGCAGACCCGCUCCCUGGCUUUGGAGGGCCUGAGGAAAGGCAAUACAAACUGGGAGGUUGUCCUUCCCAGCAGUGGUGCCGCUCACCCAGCUGGGACCCCAUUCGGACCCCCGCCGCAUCACAGCAACUUCCUCAACCCCACAGCCCACCUGGAGCCCUUCAGCCGGCCGACAACAUUCUCUGGUCUCACGGCCGUCAGCGGCAACGCCUUCGGGGGACUCGGCAACCCGACAGUCACACCCAGCCCCGCCGCGUUUGGGCCCAAGGACGGCCCCGGCCCCGGCCCCGGAGGCCCCGGUGGCCCCGGCCUCGGCCCCGGCUCCGGCCCCGCCGCGCUCCUCAGCUUUAGCCGCUCUCCCGAGCCCUGCAGCCGCCUGCACCGCACGCCUCCGUCGUUCCCGACCCCGCCCCCGUGGCCCGCUGGGGCUGCCCUCGGCAGAGAUAGAGAUGUAGAUAAGCAAGACUCCUCCUCCACCUCCACCUCCACUUCCACCUCCACCUCCUCCUCCUCCUCUUCCUCCCUUAGUAAAGGGGACAAAGAAAGGGAGGGGCUGGAGAAGCGCCGCCCCGGCCACAUGUCGCCGGUACCCGCGCCCACCCUGGGCACCGCCCUGGGGCCCAGCCGCGGCUCGGCCGAUCCACCGAGAAGCCAUCUGGGUGCCAAACUGCGUGAGAAGGACCGAGCGCGGGAGCCGCCGGAGCCACGUAAAGACGCAGGCGACCCCAAGGGGAAGGAGGCCGAGGGGUCCGACGAGGCCAAGCAGGCGGUGCGGAUCCCGUCGCCCUACGGCCGGCCCGAGCGCAAGGGAGAGCCGGGCCCAGACCACCCCAAGAAAGGCCCCGAGAUCCGGGUCAAGGAGGAGCGCAAAGAGGAGAACGAAGGGCCGGGUGAGUCCAGCAGCCCGGCCCAACGGACGGCCGAAGCCGCACCGCCACCACCGCCCUUGUCUGCGGCGGGUGUGACCCCAGGCCCCCUGGCAGCCAUUCCCCUGGCUGUGGGUGUGGCAGGCCUCCAUGCGGUGGGUGGCCUUGGUGGGCUGGACCGGACGCGCAUGGUCCCCCCUUUCGUGGGGAUCGGCCCCAUCCCGGGGGCCGAGCGGUUCCCCUACCCGCCCCUCUCCUGGGACCCUGUCCGUGACCCAUUCCGGGAGCUGGACGCGCACCGCCGGGCCGACCCCCUGGGCCGGGCUGACCCCUUGGGCCGCGCCGACCCCCUGGGCCUGGACUUCCUGCAGCGGCUGGCGGCGCCGCGGCUCUACGAGGCUGAGCGCUCGUUCCGUGACCGCGAGUCACACGACUACAGCCACCAUGCCCCCCCGUCACAUCUGCCCCCGCACCACCCGCCGCUGCUCGGGGACCCCCGGCGGGACCCAGAGCGCACUGGGCUAGGCUCCCUAGAUGAGCGAGAGCGGCUGCUGCGCGAGGACUUGGAGCACGGGGGGCGUCUGCACAUCCUGCAUCACCCUGCCGCCGCUACCCUGGAUGGGCCCCUGGCCCACCCGGGACUCCUGGCACCGGGACUGGCCAGCCUGCACUACCCCCGGGUCAGCCCCAUGGCCGCGCACGCCAACAGCCUCCUCCACAAGGCGCCCCCGCCCGCGGCUCUCAGCGCACCCCCGCCGCUUGUCCCCGCCCUGGGGGCACGUGCCCUCUCUCCACGCAGGACUACUCCCCUGGCCACUGAUGUGCGCGAGCGGCCACCCUCCCACACGCUCAAGGACAUCGAAGCUCGGUGAGGGGUUCUGGGGGCCUGGUCCCGGGCAGGCCUCGGUCCCCGGGCAGUUGAGGGUGGGGGUCGCACCGACUGGACCCACCCCAGCCCCCGUGUAAAAAUGUACAGCCCCCCAAGGGCCGUGACUUCCAAGCGUUUUGUACAUCCCAGCCCCUUGCCGGGCCCCGCGGCCCAGCGACAAAUGCCUCGAACCGGCCCUGGAGGGGCGGCCAGCGGGCGAGCCACCGUGGGCCAUGUACAUAGCUGUGUAUAAAGGUUUGCUCCCUGGGUUCAAAUAUGCAAAAAGGGCAACAUGAAAGCUUUACUUUGUACAACUGUAAAUAGGGGAAAUGACAUUACAGACUACAUACAGUGCUACUUCUCCAAUAGCGACUGAGCUCUGCGUCCCCCUCUGGGACCCCCCGCGUCCUCACCCAGUGGCGGGCCGCUCGCCCCCUUCAACUAUGCAAUGAAUGCCGGGCCUUGCGCCGAAGCCUGGAUCAAAGGAGCCUUUUCCAACCCAUUUCCAAACCCGGAAGAUCAUGUUUUCCCUGAGCCGGUUCCCUCGCCCACCCUUGCGCCGCGCGACGCCUUUUUGCCUUUUUCCUUGCUUAGUUUCGAGGCGUCGCCUCUUCUGGGCCGCGGUCGGGGGUCGCAGGGCGGCUGGGCCCCCGAGGGUUGAGGUGCCCGAGCUUAUCGGCCUUUACCCUGGCGGCCUCCCUGCCAAUCAGCACCACUCUCUAGCCGUAAUCCAGGUUUCCCCCCAAAAUCAAUUAGCACCGCCCAUUAGUGGUUGCCCCAAGUCAAUCAGCCAAGUCACUCGGUCAGCACCACCCGCUAGCGGUCUUCCAGCUCGGGGUUUGGGCGGAAUGGGCACGGGAGGCCCUAGGGGGAUGCCUGGUAUUGCCUGGGCAACUAGGUCGACGCCGGUCUCCCGGCCGACCUGAGCCACAAUGAAAGGUUGUGCCCCUCAAAACGCAGCCCCCUCCCCACCAAAAAAGAAAAGUUUCGUUAAAGUUUGCAUCGGUCUCUUGUCUCUUCACCCCUGUGUUAUACAGCCCCGAAUCUUCUCGUCCACGUACUUGGAGAGACUGUGACUUUACUAGCCAAGAAAUCACUCUCUCUCGCGCCUCCUGGACUGGAAAUGUACGUUCGAAAUAAGUUCCAUUGUUCUUCUAAGUGUAUUGAAGUGCUCUCUGAAGUGGUUAACCUGUUUUUGAAAAAAAAGUCCAAUCCCCAGGCCGUCGUUUCUAAUGAGCAGAGAGAUCUAUUUUAGUAGUAAACUGAAGGUUUAGUUGUGAGCUUCAGACUUUGUGAACUCCAGAUGUUGUGCAGUGAUUUUUUUAAAGACUAAGAAAAGGAAAUUAUCCGGAGGAGCCGUUCACAGGAGCGUAGUGGUAGCUGUCAGUAUUGUAAAGAGGCUGUUCUACAUCCC
This is a messenger RNA of Tachyglossus aculeatus (Australian echidna), 5376 nucleotides long. It is a transcript of the gene AUTS2, whose product is annotated as activator of transcription and developmental regulator AUTS2. Bases 1 to 3966 code for a protein of 1321 amino acids. The transcript is spliced from 20 exons. The record is from RefSeq and is a predicted model, not a curated record. NCBI's taxonomy places the organism in Eukaryota, Metazoa, Chordata, Mammalia, Monotremata, Tachyglossidae.